Molecule: messenger RNA, 1961 nt
Organism: Wasmannia auropunctata (little fire ant)
Lineage: Eukaryota; Metazoa; Arthropoda; Insecta; Hymenoptera; Formicidae
Gene: Snap29
Product: synaptosomal-associated protein 29
Exons: 2
Coding region: 283-1068 (261 amino acids)
Biological process (GO): exocytosis; synaptic vesicle priming; synaptic vesicle fusion to presynaptic active zone membrane
Cellular component (GO): SNARE complex; plasma membrane
Molecular function (GO): syntaxin binding; SNAP receptor activity
Source: RefSeq, a predicted model, not a curated record
GUGCCGAGUCACAGCCAAGUGUGCCUGCCUGCGCUUGUGCCAACGAGUUGACGCGUUUUGUAUUAGCACUCUGUUAGCCGGUCCAACGUCUAGCGGCAUAUAGCUGAUGUAGCCACUAGCCAGUGCGGAUUGUGCAGCCAUUGAUCGGCAGUUGAACGUCACUCGUCCAGUUAGACUGAUCGUUAGACGUGAACAAGGUUCGAGCGAGCCAACGUGUUCUCAUUCAACGAGUACUUAUCACCUGCAAGAGUAACUUGUACGUCGCGAAAAAUCAUCGGCUAAAUGGCGGGUCAUAAUUAUCUGAGCGACCCAAAGAAUCCAUUUUUCUCGUUAGAAGACGACGUGGACGAUGAGACGUUUCUGAGGAACGCGCCAGCCAGGACUGCGCCUGCUGGGCGUUAUCAAAACCUCGAUAAUGAUAUAACGCAAAAACGCCAACAGUUGCUGCAACGUAAGAAGGAAAUUGAGGAGCGCACGGUACAAUCUUCAGAAAGAUCCGUCUCGCUUCUGAGAGACUCCGAGCAAAUUGGUGUAGCUACAGCCGAGGAAUUAAUUAGACAAAAGGAACAGCUGCAAAGGACAGAAAAAAGAUUAGAUGAUAUUAAUAGUACCUUAAGAUUUAGUCAAAAACAUAUACAAGGCAUAAAGAGCGUAUUUGGUAGUCUGAAGAAUUAUCUCAGUGGCAAAUCGUUAGAUGCUCCGAUACCAUCGACAAAGUUGUCCGAGUCUUCUAGCUCUGGUUCUAUGGCAUCCCCAUUGUCCAAUACUUUAGAGCAAGUACAAACCGACAUGAGCAAUUCGUAUUCGUCGACUGUGAUAAAAGGAAGUUACGAUGAUUAUAGUCUGGAGGAUGUUAAGCCUACUAGCGACAGAGUAACCAAAGUUCUCGAACAGAAUCUAAAUGAGAUGAGUGGAUCAUUGGCAAGACUGAAACACCUAGCAAUCGGUUUAUCCGAAGAAAUAGAUUCGCAAAACGAUCUUAUCGAUAAUAUUACUGAUAAAACUGAGAAAGCAGAUAUAACGUUGCAGCAGCAAAACAAAGAGAUGUUACAUAUAUUGAAGAAAUAAGUUCGAUGACCGAUCAUAUCAGAAUUUUUUUGCUUGUAAUAAUACGAUAUUAACUGUACUUCUAUGAAGUAUAGAUAUAUGUUACUCAACAGAAGAAAUCUUUGACAUUAAUUUGUAUUGUUGAAUCUGAUGUAUGUUGGCCAUGCAAUUAUAUUGUGCGGUGUGUUUUAUAGUCUUUCACGAGGCAAGAUUUGCGCGAUUUUUCCAUAAUAAUGAUACAAAACACUAGAACGCUGUUAGAAAUUAUGAUCUUGAAUGAGGAAAAACUUUUUCUUACGCAAUUGUCGAUAGUAUCACAAAAUUAAACGUGAUAUCCUUAUGUGCGAAUGUUAAAGGAAGAGAUUUUCAUUUUUUUUUUUUUUUCAAUAUCUUUUGUAUCUUUUUUUAUGGAAACUGUGAUAAGCAUACACGCAUAUAUAUAUUUAGCCAUGUGUAAUAAUUGUCCUAAGUUGGUAUUUUCAUUUAUUAACAGUUGAAAUAUCAUGAUUAGAACUAUAUACGUCGACAUAUUUAUGAAAUAAGGAGAAAAUUAUAAGUUAAAUUUUUUCUUAAUUUUGGAUGCGAAUCUCUGUUCAAGUUCGUUUCUCACACUUAUCCAAAUCUUAUUAUAGUUUAUGCAAUUUAGAUAUAUGUGUGUAAUGAUUUAUAAGGAGAGCAAUAAUAUAUGCAAUAUAUAUUAUGGACAAUAAUUGUGUAUAAUUAUAAUUUAUCAUUUUUAAUAUUUUUUUCCUUUAGUUUAAUAUGUAGAUAUAGAAUGUAAGAUUAUAUUGAUAAUUACGAUAAUAUAAAUACAUUACAUUUGUAUACAAGAAAUACAUACGCAUGAAUGAAAUUGCACACGACAUAUACUAUAUGACUGCCAGGAUUAUUUAAUAAAAGUCCAUACAAUUUUA